Molecule: messenger RNA, 2114 nt
Organism: Anopheles moucheti
Lineage: Eukaryota; Metazoa; Arthropoda; Insecta; Diptera; Culicidae
Gene: Dbct
Product: lipoamide acyltransferase component of branched-chain alpha-keto acid dehydrogenase complex, mitochondrial
Exons: 4
Coding region: 357-1772 (471 amino acids)
Cellular component (GO): cytoplasm; mitochondrion
Molecular function (GO): acetyltransferase activity; lipoic acid binding
Source: RefSeq, a predicted model, not a curated record
UUGGUAACGACGAGUGAUUUAAUUCCCACCCUUCCCCGUUGAUGAUGCGUGUUCACGCACACAUGCCGAUGGGCCGGGUGGGCCCUACCAGCACCAACACCAUCAGCCGGUCUUCGGUCGCAAAAGUUGGGCAGUGAAGUUGUGCGGUUACCUUCAUCGUCUCCAUCGGGGAAGGUGUGCGUACAGUGCUGACUGAGGGGCGCGGAACAACGGAAGACACGGUCAGUCCGUCGGUGGUCAGCGAACAGAGCAGCUCACCAGUUCGUCAUUCGUUGUGCGGUGCCGUUACACGGACAAGGGACAACGUCUCGCGAGCUUCCCGUUUACUUUGCUGUACGUGGAACGUCGACACCCAAAUGGCCGGGCUAUUCAAUCUGCGACGGUACGGUGCAUCCAUCGCCCGGCACCAUCUGCUAACCGGCGGCCCAACCCGUCGACGACCGCCACCGCACGCGAAUGUGUUCGGACGGGCACUGCACACCAGCACGGUGCUGGAUCGUGUCGUUUCCUUCCAUCUGUCCGACAUCGGCGAAGGUAUCCGGGAGGUAACGGUGAAGGAGUGGUACGUGAAGGUGGGCGACGUGGUGGAACAGUUCGACAAUCUGUGCGAGGUGCAGAGUGACAAGGCAUCGGUAACGAUCACCAGCCGGUACGAUGGAAAAAUCGUCAAACUGCACCACAAUGUCGACGAGAUAGCGCUCGUCGGCAAACCGCUGCUCGAUUUCGACGUGGAGGACGAGGAAGAGGACGACAGCAGUAGCAGUAGUAGCAGCAGCUCGGAUGAGGAGAGCGAGCGGAAGGAUACGAAAUCGGCUGCAGCUGGUGAACAUGCACCGACCGGUAAGGUCCUUGCGACGCCCGCCGUUCGCAGGAUAGCGAUGGAGAACAAAGUGGACCUGACGCAGGUACCGGCGACCGGGCGCAAUGGGCGUGUGCUCAAGGGUGACGUGCUGGAAUUCCUGCAGGUCAUCCCCAAGGGUACGGUUAAGCCACAUCCGACCCUCCUUGCGCAAUCUGGCAUCAAGGAGCAACGCAAACCCGAACCGGCUACACCGAUCGAUCUGAAACAGGCAGAAACAGUCGUACCACUGAAGGGCGUCGCAAAAGCUAUGGUUCGUUCGAUGACGGACGCGCUGAAAAUACCACACUUUGCGUACUGCGACGAGGUGGAUGUGACGAAGCUGGUGGAGGUGCGCUCUCAGCUUAAGGAAGAAGCGGCUCGUCAGGGCAUCAAGCUAACGUAUAUGCCGUUCUUCCUGAAGGCAGCCUCGAACGCGCUGCUCCAACACCCAAUACUGAACAGUUCCUUCGACGAAUCGUCCGAGAGCGUUAUCUACAAGAAGUAUCACAACAUCAGCGUCGCUAUGCAGACACCACAAGGUUUGGUAGUGCCGAAUGUGAAGAACAUUGAGCAGAAGUCCAUACUGCAGAUAGCGAACGACCUGAACGCAUUGCAGGAACGUGGUGCGAAAGGGGCGCUCACACCGAGCGACUAUGCGAACGGUACGUUCGCCCUGUCGAAUAUUGGAAUUAUCGGUGGUACAUAUACGCACCCGGUCGUCAUGACGCCGCAGGUCGCAAUCGGUGGACUCGGCAAGACCCGAGUGUUGCCUCGGUUCGACGAUGCCGGACAAGUGGUACCGGCCCACAUAAUGGUGGUCAGCUGGACGGCAGAUCAUCGCGUGAUCGAUGGUGUGACAAUGGCUAGCUUCUCCAACCUGUGGAAGCAGUACCUGGAGAAUCCAAACCUGCUAAUGUUGGGCCCCAAGUGAGAUAUCCGAGUGCCUAGCACCCGCUUGAUGUCGGAACCAAUGCUCCGUAGACUACAUUCCCCUUCCAAUGUGCCGAUAUUGCAUUUACUAGUUGUUUAAGGCUUAUAUUAUCUCACGUACUACGCGAAUUCUAAUGAACUGCCGUUUGCAGUAGGUGGUAGAGAGGUACUCCAUUGAAUGGAGUAUCGAGCAGAGCUCAAACCAAGAAAUUCCAUUUGCUGUGGUGGUUGCGUGUUGUAGUAUGUUUCAUACAUGCUAGAGUAGCGUCGUGUGUCUCCUAUACGAACUAGUGUCGUUUUUUUUUCCCCCGCACCAAGUCAAUAAACGUAAACUUCCAACAAA